CCUUACAUGCUCAGUUUCCUUCUAUUGCAUGCAUUUUUUUGAGAAUAGUUAGUGUUUCUUUAUAGUCAGAUCUACCUAGUUUUUGCCUGCUAAUAACUUCCUGGCCAUCAAGAGGUCCACGCCAGGGUUAUUUAAAUACCUCAAAGGAAAAAUUAAACCCGCUGUUGAAAUAGUAGUCUAGUGGGAGAUAUAUGGUUACUUCCCUCAGUAACACACGCCUCUACACUUGAGUCAGGUGAAGGCGGUCUCUGUAGAAACUUCCGGAUGUGCUGAUAGUAAACACAGGCUGUGGAGGCAGGCAGUGAGGGAGGACCAGAAGAUGCACUCGAAAUCCUGAAAUGCCGUGUUUGGAAGAGCUGACCCUGGAGCCGGAGACCGCAGCGUGUCCAGAGAAUGCCAACCACCCUUGCCGCCCCUGGGACACCUGCAGGAUAACCUGCACCCACUAGAAUGCCUGGAUGGUUCAAAAAGGCGUGGUAUGGGCUGGCAUCUUUACUCAGCUUCUCCUCCUUUAUCCUGAUCAUUGUUGCCCUGGCAGCACCCCACUGGCUGAGUGGGAAAAUCCUUUGUCAGACUGGAGUGGACCUGGUCAAUGCUACCGACCCAGAGCUGGUCAAGUUCAUUGGGGAUAUUUACUACGGGCUCUUCCGAGGAUGUAAAGUGCGACAGUGCGGGCUCGGGGGCCGCCAGUCCCAAUUCACGAUCUUCCCACACCUGGUGAAGGAACUCAAUGCAGGCCUCCAUGUGACAAUUCUGCUGCUCCUCUUCUUGGCCUUGGCCCUGGCUCUGGUCAGCAUGGGCUUUGCCAUUCUCAACAUGAUCCAGGUUCCAUAUAGGGCAGUCAAUGGCCCCGGGGGCAUCUGCCUAUGGAACGUCCUCGCAGGUGGAGUCGUGGCAUUGGCCAUCGCCAGCUUCAUGGCCGCGGUCGAGUUUCACGACCUCACCGAGCGCAUCGCCAACUUCCAGGAGAGGCUCUUCCGCUUCGUGGUGGUGGAGGAACGGUACCAAGAGUCCUUUUGGAUCUGUGUGGCCAGUGCCUCCGCCCACGCUGCGAACUUGGUAGUCGUGGCCAUCAGUCAAAUUCCGCUCCCGGAGAUUAAGACCAAAAUCGAAGAGGCCACGGUCACGGCUGAGGAUAUCCUGUAUUGAUCGUCCUCUGCGGCUCACGCCCUUUCCUGAGUCAGUUCUGCGGU
Molecule: messenger RNA, 1193 nt
Organism: Lontra canadensis (Northern American river otter)
Lineage: Eukaryota; Metazoa; Chordata; Mammalia; Carnivora; Mustelidae
Gene: CLRN2
Product: clarin 2
Exons: 3
Coding region: 451-1149 (232 amino acids)
Source: RefSeq, a predicted model, not a curated record